UCUAAAAAAAACACUUCAUAUUUCAAUUUUUUUUUCUACACGUCAGAUUGAUUAUUUCAAUAACUUAAAACCUGCCCCUGACAAUGUGGUUCAUUUUGCAAAAUACCACGUAAAAAAUUGUCCAGUCGUUUUUGAGUUCACGAAAAGUCUCAGAUAGAUGUUUAUCCACAUAGUUAUAAAAGUAAUCCACAGAGUCAUAUUACUCUAUGUGUUUAUCCGUUGAUUUGCACUGUCAUAGAUUUAUAUUAUCUGACUAUAUAAAUUCUGAGACUAUGACCGUUGCCCAUUGGACACCCAGUGAUCUAGUGCAUACUUAUAAACUCAUUAGUUAUUACCAUUCUUAGUUCAUGGUUAUUAAACUCAAUUGAGUUACAGUAGUUACAAGUUACAAUGGUAUUAUUAUAGUGUACAUGGUGUAAUUAGUACUUUCAGAAUAACAAAUACUAUAAAAUAUUAUAUCAGCUAAUAACUUACGAUUUAUUCAGUGGUUACUGGUCACACUGCAAAUAAUCCAUUUUCCACUACAUAAGUAAAAAUAUGAUGUAGCCACGUCCUGUCCACGGCUUGGUUGCAUUUAACCUCUUUGGUAACCACAUAUAUUGGUUAUUUGUCAAACGUAAUCCCCACCGAAUUUUGAUCCAGCUAUGUCCUUUCCAUAUAAUUCAGAUGAAGAGGAAUGUGCCGCCGCAGAAUACGGCAUUGACAACACAAUCGACCUGACCAUCGACAAUGAUAAUAUUUCAAUCGUUGCAACAAUCUCGGACGAAUCUUCGUAUGCAUCAACCGAUAUUACACCUGAUAGUCAGCAAGUAGAAUACAUAUUUGACUUAACUGAGGAUGAUACCAGCUCCGCAGAAAUAAGCUUAUUGGAUAAAUUACCUUUAGCUGAAUCAGACGUUACUACUCCGGUUAUUCACGACAACCAACCGAAUAUGAAUGUCACUAGUUCAAAACUGACGCUGGCAAAAAAGAUCAUUUGUAAGAGUUGUUUGAAUUUUAUGGUCAUAUACACAAAUUACAUAUAUUCAAGAUGUGUCUUCUGCAAUAAUGCCAUCUGACGAGGCUUUCAUAUGCCUACCGAACUAUAUACUCAAGUGAUAUAUAAUACUAUAUAGUAGUACCUAUCUUUUAUUUAAAAUUAAGAGAUUUAAUUUAUCCUACUUGAUAAUACUAAUUUUGAUUGUAUUUUGUUUAUUUAUAUUAAUAAAUUACUUAUAAGAUAUAAAUUAACAAUUAUAAACGUAUAAACAUUACUUAUAUUAUGAUUCAUACAUGGUACCUAUAAAUAUUUAUGUAUAUAUGUAAAUGUAUGUAUUUAUUUAAUAUUUAUGUAUUUAUGUAAGUGUAUGUAUUUAUUUAAUAUUUAUGUGUGUAUUCACUUAGUGGCAAUUGCUGUGCUCCUGUGCGUAUGGCCGUAUGGGUAUGAGGGUAUUAUGAAUCUGACACUGUCGAUCGAUUAUACACUAAUGCGUUUGCGGCGACCUGAUGCAGAUGUGAGUCAGGGCCUAAAAUUAAGAUAUUUUGCUACUGCACACCUAAUUCCACACCAAAGCAUUUUAAAAUAAUGAGCAUAGACCUAGUAGUGCACAUACCACACAUAACUUCAUUGCAUAAUUGUUUUUGCAAUUUAUUAAUAAUUAGUUAUAAUAAAUACAAUCUUAAACAGUCUUCUAUAUAAGUCAUUGAUACCUAUAUGGCUAUAAAUUAUGACUAAACAUUUUAAAAUUAAAAACGAAAUAGCUUGGGUUAUUAUACUUAUUAGAAUAUGGUGUAUUAUUUUUAGUGUUGAGGAUUUUAAACGAAUACAAUAUGCUAAUUAGUAAUUUCCAAUAAUCAAUAUUGAAUAUCAAUCAAAUAAAAAUUUAUAAAGUACUGCACACUUUUAAAUUUGCUACUGCACACAAUUUUAGGCCCUGACGUGGGUGAGGUGGUGUAUAUUAUAAAGUACCUUUUACAAGCGUAAAUUAUAUAUAUUUGUAUUAUAUUUUAGUGAAUAGUUUAUUCAGAUUCCAGCCAACGGCUUUGGCCGGAAGAUACUGAGUGCUAUAUUUGUUUGUGUGUGUACUCCUAGCUAUUACGGAUAGAAUGCGCAUUGUAUUUUCUAAAUAAUUAUAUUGUUUGUUGAUGGGAACAUGGAUACAAAUUUGUUUUUCCGCGAAGCCAAAUGAUAGUCAACACGAGAUCUUAAAAACGGCUUGAUCUACGAAGCUGACAUUUGGCAGGAAUAUAUAUUUUAUAUAAGUAGGAGAGGUCUCAGACGUCAGCUAAGAUAUUUUUUAAAUUCAACCCCUAUAUGUCUAAAAUAAGGGUACGCAAUAAGGUUAUAUCUUUGGACAGCCAUAUCUGAAGUUCUAUUACACUACUAUAAUUUAAAAGCAUCAUAAGAUUAUCAAGUAUAGACCUGACCCCCAUCAAAUUUCAAACACUAUAUUUUACACCUAUGCGUGUGGGUCUAUAUUGUCGUGGUCUUCAUUACAUAGAUAGUUAGUUCAUAGAAUAUACUAUAUGUCUAUACAAUGAGUAUACAUUGUAAAUACUAGUAUUUAUAAUUAAUGAUAGUCAUAGGCGUGCGCAGACUUUGUCGGCAAGGGGGGCCUCUUAAAAAUGUCUGAACCAAAGAUUCUUGUACUAAUGACUACCGUAAAAAGGGGAGACUUCGGACAUGUGGGGUGAAUUUUGAUAACACUAUGUUUUUUUAGUUAUCUUAUAAUUUUAGAAUACACGUUUAAUAAAAGUUGAAAACUGAUACUCUGCGUUAAUAUCUAUUAUAACCUCCAUAGAAAAUAAUAUUUUGGUAUUCCUUUCACUUGAAAGGGUUUACGAAGGAAUGGAGUUUUUAAAACAAACAAAUAUCCCUGAAGUGAAUUAUUAAGUUAUAGAGUUAGGUGUUGUCGUGUUGAAGAGUUUUUAACUCAAUAGUUGGAAAAAAUAUUAGGACACGGCAAAGGUUAUAGGUUAAAGAUAUAUUAUUUAUUUAAUAGAGUAAAGUAAUAAUUAGUGUGUAUAAUAUCAUAAUUUAUGUAAUUUCUUUAAAUUUAUAUUGUAUUUUUAUUGUGUAUUUGGUUUGACCUACCUAAUAGAAAUAUUAUACAUUUUUACCUGACU
This is a messenger RNA of Metopolophium dirhodum (rose-grain aphid), 3105 nucleotides long. RefSeq lists its product as uncharacterized. NCBI's taxonomy places the organism in Eukaryota, Metazoa, Arthropoda, Insecta, Hemiptera, Aphididae. The coding region runs from base 645 to 1058 and encodes 137 amino acids. The record is from RefSeq and is a predicted model, not a curated record. The transcript is spliced from 5 exons.